Messenger RNA from Drosophila biarmipes, 1386 nucleotides. Its product is annotated as lactosylceramide 4-alpha-galactosyltransferase. Lineage: Eukaryota; Metazoa; Arthropoda; Insecta; Diptera; Drosophilidae. The record is from RefSeq and is a predicted model, not a curated record. Bases 1 to 1230 code for a protein of 409 amino acids. Gene Ontology annotation, molecular function: alpha-1,4-N-acetylgalactosaminyltransferase activity. The transcript has a single exon. Gene Ontology annotation, biological process: glycosphingolipid biosynthetic process.
AUGAAAGUGUCACCACCGCUAGCCGUUGUAGGUUCUCUGGCCCUCAUACUCAGCAUCGUAUUCACCUACAAGUGGAUGACAUCAAAUCAUAACCUUGUUUCAAUAAAAACCACUGAUAUAACCAAAGAACAUACCAAACUGCAGAAUAGAACCAAGAAAGAACAUAUUCUACCUAGAAAAACCACCCAAAAGAAAAAGGCCAAAAGGCCUCAGAAGCCGGUUAAAAAAGGCUUUAUCAAAAGAAGAGCUAAACCAGUCCCCCAUCAACCAAAAUUCAGGACGACAAAGUUACGAAGAAUACCUGCAAUUCCCCUGUUGGAUGUAUUAAAGGCCAAAAACCAGCCCAGGCGAGGGCAAAGUGUAUUCUUCCAUGAGACCACCAACUUCCGGAGGGACGAGAAGAUCCAGCUGAUCCAAUUGACGCCUAGGGAGGCAUGUGCCAUCGAAUCGGCCGCCCUUCACAAUCCACGCCUCACUGUAUUUGUGCUCUUCGCAGGUGCCUCCCAUCGCCUUUCCAGGGGAGAUUCACUGAUCAAAGCCCUAAAUCAAUAUAGGAACAUACGAUUGAGGCACCUCAACGUUUGGAACUAUGCAGCUGGCACUCCUAUCGAGAAAUGGCUUAAAGGCGGAAAGCUAUUCAAGUCGAAAUACCUUUUCCCACAUGUUUCCGAUCUGUUGCGUUAUAUAACUCUAUAUAAAUACGGUGGCCUUUACCUGGAUCUCGAUGUGGUGGUCCUGAAGAAUCUUGAGAAGAUGCCGCCGAAUUUUACGGGCGCCGAGAGCAACAAUUCCUUGGCCUGUGGCGUCAUGAAAAUGUCCUCCACCGGUUUGGGCCACAAGUUGGCCUCACAGUGUCUGCGGGAUCUGCAGGCCAACUUCGAUGCCAAUAAAUGGGGUAGCAAUGGACCCGGAGUCAUCACCCGAGUGGCCAAAAAGCAGUGCAGCACCGACAGCAUCCACAAAAUGAUCACCAAUCCCAAGCGAUGCAAAGGCUUUAAGGUCUACGAUCCGAAGGCCUUCUACGCGAUUCACUGGCUGCAGUGGAAGGACUUCUUUCAGCCCAACAGAAUCAAUGUAACCAUGAAGAGGAUAUCCAAGUCCACGGUGAUCCAUGUUUGGAACAAGUUCUCGCGGGGAUGGAAGCUCCAGACCAAGGAUAACUGCGCCUACACCAAGUUGGCUAAGUUACACUGCCCGAAAACAUUUGCAGCAGCGGGAAAAUUUUUCUAAAUUUCUCUUUAGUUAGGGAUAAGUACUUCAUAAGUUAGAAAUAAAUGCAAAUCGUUGUUUUUAUUUUAUUGUAGAUUUUAAAUGUGAAACAUAUACUGUACUUCUUUUUUCUACUCACCAUAAAUCAUAUGAAAAGUUCUCAUAAAACAAAUGGUA